AUGGACUCCUCGUUGCUUGAGGUCUGGCAAGCUGCUGCUAGCACGCCGUUCCAACCCGCCGUCGCCAAGGAUUCCCAAUUCUUCAUUGCGUUCCUUCUUCUCCUCAUUGGUGUUGCCAUCACUGGUUUCUUCGCUCUGAACCGUUCCUUCAUCAACAUCACAGCGCUUGGCGUGCCUGCCUCAGCUGCAAUUGCUUCUGCAGCGCCAGUAGAAGUCAUGUCGGCAGCUCUUCCCCAACCCAGUGCGGUACCGCAGCCGCUGUUCCGCGCUGUGGCCAGCUCGACGAGACCGCUCUACCAGUUGCUGAGGACCAUCAGCUUCUCCAACAAGGUCCAUGUUCAACUUCAGGAAGAUGGCAUCAGGAUGACUGACCAUCGUCUAGGUACUGCCUUCCUCGACAAGAAACUAUUUACGUCCUACUCUCUGAAUCUUGCGGAGGACGAGCCAUUGCCCAACUUCCAAAUCACACUCCCAGCACUUCUCGAGACGCUUCAGAUUUUCGGCGCCGUGGACAUUGCGACGCGCACGCAAAAGGCCGAGCAGGACCCGUACCGCAGUAAUCUCCGCAAUUACCGACCAGAUGCUUUUAGUAACCAGACUCUGGGAAUUGGCGGGACUUGUAGCCUGGUAUAUACCGAAGAGGGCGGCCAAUUCAACAUUAUCAUCGAGGAAAGCGGGGUCAAGACUACCGCUAGCCUCACAACCUAUCUGCCGGAAAUCCCAGAGGAGAUACCCUUUGACCGGGAAAACCUGUCUUUCAAAAUCAUUAUGCAGGCACGCUACCUUCUUGACGCCUUGGCCGAGCUUGCACCCACCGGCCCCAGCCGCCUAACCAUAUCAGCCUCGAAGAAUCAACCCUACCUUUCCCUUUCCGGUGCUGGCGACCUGGGGUCGUCCAGCGUGGACUUCGCCAAAGGCCGCGAGCUACUGGAGACCUUUUCGAUCCAGGAUCGAUGGACCCAGACCUACAAAUUCGAUCUCAUCAAGUCUUCGAGCGAGGCGAUGCGGAUUGCUAGCAAAAUUAGCUUCCGCGGCGAUGCCCAAGGCGUUCUGAGCUUGCAGUUCAUGGUUGAGGUGGAGGGCGGCGGAGUCAGCUUUCUGGACUUCCGAUUUGUGCCAUUCAUCACGCACGAGGACGAUGAGGAUGAAGAGGGACAAGAUGAGGAUGAGUGA
This is a messenger RNA of Colletotrichum lupini, 1173 nucleotides long. RefSeq names its product repair protein Rad1/Rec1/Rad17. Gene Ontology annotation, biological process: DNA damage checkpoint signaling; protein N-linked glycosylation; DNA repair. The coding region runs from base 1 to 1173 and encodes 390 amino acids. The record is from RefSeq and is a predicted model, not a curated record. Gene Ontology annotation, cellular component: nucleus; checkpoint clamp complex. The transcript has 4 exons. Lineage: Eukaryota; Fungi; Ascomycota; Sordariomycetes; Glomerellales; Glomerellaceae.